UUCGCCAUUGGUCCGCUUGGCAUCUGUCAAACUGCUGUACUUCCGUGUUUGGUUAGGGUGGAUCUUGCGGGCCGCUUGGCAGUGCGAUGUGCCCCUGGCAGCGAUGAGCAGGUGUUCGACCGGUGUUUGUAGCUGUUCGGCUGUGUCCGUGCCCUGCUGAAUCCGGGGAUAGGUGGCCGUGUGUCUGCAAGGAAGGGGACCCUGGGAAAGCAUCAGCUUAUUUAUCUUUUUAUCACCCACAAAGAAUGGCUUUUCGGAAUGUGGUCAAGGGAACCCUGUUCCUCGGAGGAGGUGCUGUGGCUACAGUUUUCGGGCUUUCCCAUUUAACAGACAAGAGGAAGGCAAGCAUAACUUCUGUGGAAGCCGCAGAAGCCAUUAAAUCGUUCGCCCAAAAUGAGCUGCCCUCAAGGGAAGCCCAGCUACUAACACUACAGAAAACUAAAGAAUUUGAUGUGUUGGUCAUUGGCGGAGGAGCCACUGGGUGUGGAUGUGCAUUGGAUGCAGUCUCUAGAGGCCUAAAGACUGCCAUUGUGGAAAGAGAUGAUUUCUCCUCUGGGACAAGCAGUAGAAGCACUAAACUGAUACAUGGCGGUGUCCGAUAUUUGCAAAAAGCCAUAAUGAACCUUGAUAUUGAACAGUAUAAACUUGUUAAAGAAGCUCUUUAUGAGCGUGCCAAUCUUCUGGAAAUUGCACCUCAUUUGUCUGCACCAUUACCUAUUAUGCUGCCUGUUUACAAAUGGUGGCAGUUGCCUUACUACUGGAUUGGAAUUAAAGCUUAUGAUCUUGUGGCCGGAAGCCAGUGCCUGAGGAGCAGCUACAUCUUGAGCAAGUCUAAAGCCUUGGAGCUCUUCCCCAUGCUGCAGAAAGAUAAACUAGUUGGGGCAAUUGUCUAUUAUGAUGGACAACACAACGACGCACGGAUGAACCUUGCCAUCGCCCUCACUGCUGCCAGGUAUGGUGCUGCCACAGCCAAUUACACUGAAGUGGUACGCUUGCUGAGGAGGACAGAUCCAGAAAGCGGCAAGGAGCGCGUCUGUGGCGCACGGUGCAGAGAUGUUUUAACAGGGCAAGAAUUUGAUGUCAGAGCAAAAUGUGUCAUCAAUGCAACAGGACCUUUCACGGACUCUGUGCGCAAAAUGGAUAAUCAGGAGGUCAAAAACAUCUGUCAGCCUAGUGCUGGUGUUCAUAUUGUGAUGCCCGGAUAUUACAGCCCAGACAACAUGGGACUGCUUGAUCCAGCCACUAGUGAUGGGCGGGUGAUUUUCUUUCUGCCAUGGGAGAAGAUGACUAUUGCCGGAACGACUGACACCCCAACAGAAGUCACACACCAUCCCAUUCCAACAGAGGAAGAUAUUAAUUUCAUAUUAACAGAAGUGCGAAACUACCUUAGCAGCGAUGUGGAAGUUCGAAGAGGAGAUGUUCUUGCAGCCUGGAGCGGCAUUCGACCUUUGGUCACAAAUCCCAAUUCCAAAGACACCCAGUCAAUAUCCCGCAAUCAUGUUGUUGAUGUUGGUGAGAGUGGUCUUGUCACAAUAGCAGGUGGGAAAUGGACCACAUAUCGCUCAAUGGCAGAAGACACGUUGGAUGCAGCAAUAAUAGCACACAAUUUGAAAGCAGAUCCAUGUAGAACUGUGGGGCUUUUCCUUGAAGGGGGGCGUGAUUGGUCCCCCACCCUUUAUAUCCGUCUUGUUCAAGAUUAUGGGCUUGAAAGUGAGGUGGCUCAGCAUCUUGCGGCUACCUAUGGAGACCAGGCCUUCGAGGUGGCCAAACUGGCCAAAGUCACAGGAAAAAGAUGGCCGAUUGUUGGAAAGCGUCUAGUGUCGGAAUUCCCAUACAUUGAAGCAGAGGUUAAGUACGCACUAAGAGAAUACGCCUGUACAGCAGUCGAUGUCAUUUCCCGCCGUACUCGCCUAGCAUUUCUCAAUGUCCAGGCUGCUGAAGAAGCCUUACCGCGAAUAGUAGAUAUCAUGGCCAAAGAGCUUAACUGGAAGGAGCAAAAGAAAAAGGAAGAAUUGGAAACAGCAAAGAAAUUCCUGUACUAUGAAAUGGGAUACAAAUCUCGUUCUGAACAGUUAACAGACCGAUCUGAAAUUAAUCUGUCACCUUCUGAUGUAGACAGGUAUACAAAGAGAUUUCAUAAGUUUGAUAAAGACAAGAAGGGAUUUAUCACCAUACUGGAUGUUCAGCGUGUUCUAGAGAAUAUUCACGUUCAGAUGGACGCCAACAAUCUACACGAGAUCCUGAAUGAAGUUGAUCUCAAUAAGAACGGGCAAGUGGAGCUCAAUGAGUUCUUGCAGCUUAUGAGUGCGAUUCAGAAAGGCUUCGUGUCAAGCAGCCGCCUGGCAAUUCUCAUGAAGAGUGCAGAAGAGAACAUGGAUCAAAGAGAACCUAUUCCUGUGCAUCGCAGCGGUGGCGGAGUGUGAGUCUUAUGGAAUUUGGAAGCUUGUUGCUGCUUCUGUAUGCUGGAGAACAUUCCAAAGCUGCUUUUUUUCUGUGAACACAUGCAGAUUUGGCACCCAGUGUGACAUUACAAAUAUUUAUAUUUUUUUAAGUUGUUUUUUUUUUCAUGUAAACAUUUAUACUCUGAGGUCUUUUGGUGUUUUCUAUAUACAGUAACUAAUUCAGGGUCUUAACAUUUCAUCUUGAUUUUUGGUUUAUUUUAUAUAUUUUAUGAAUGCAAUUUCUUAAUGUAAAGGAAUAUUUAAAGUUCAAUGGGGAAAAGCUGGUAUUUUAACACUUAAAGCUGUGUACAUGUUUUCAGUAAGAAACAAUUUUACUUGACUCAAGGCUUGCUCACUUGUGCCAAGACCCAAGAAGAUAAUGUAGGACAGAUUAAAGCCACUAUUCAGGAACAAGCACAUAUUUUGCUUAUAUCUGAAUAUGGGGAAUGUUUCAUGUUGUAGCUGCUACAAAAAAUAGGCAGAUCUCAAAUUUUUAAUGACAAAUCUGCUUUUGCUCUAAUCUCCCUGAAUAACUGUGUGUUAUUCAUACAACCAGUUCCAUGAAUUCUACCCCAAAAUUAGCAUUUAUGUUAAGCUUUGGUAUAAUAACUAUUUCAGCAUCUUGAAGGCCAAUUUACUAAAAUUGGAAAUUUUGUUUUUUUUUAAAAUCUGAAACAAAUAUGAAUCAAAUGUGGUUAUUUCUUGGAAAAACUCAAAAAAGCUGUGCAGAAAUACACAAUCACACUGAAAAUCGAAUUCUUUAAAUUAUUUUUAAUGAUUCUGCACGUUUUUUUAAGUAAAAAUAUGGAAAAUAUACUUAGCAAAAACUUAUCAUUGACUUAUACAGAAGCUUACCAACUUUGAGCUACCAAUUUUUUUUUGUUUGAGUUUUCCAGAUUUUUUUAGCUGGUAAAUCUCAAAAAUAUCAAGAAAAAUUCAGAACAAUUGUAACUAGAUUUUUUUUCACCUUAGAAAACUCAAAUUGUAGAAAAAUUGGAACAAGAAUUUUAGUAAAUCAUCCUCAAGUCCUUGUAUUAGCAAAAACAAUAAAGCUAUGCUUUUUUGGGUAGAAAUUACCAGUGCCUUUAUUAACAUUGGUGAUGUUCACUAAUUGCUAAAAAUGUGGUGCCAAAUUCACAUUUUGCUUAAUUUAAAGUGCCGAUUCACCAUUGGGUCCUACAGGAUUCCCAAGCUUCCAGACUUUGAUAGAAUUGAUCCAAUUGGCCACUUGAUUUUGAUAAAUAUGAAAUAAAAUCAAUGGUCCAUCUAAGCCUUUGGGGGUUUGUUAUCCUAGAGUAGCCAAAAGAACUUGUUGAAUCCAUAGAAGGUUAUGGGCAAUGAUAAAAUAGAUUUUUUCAAGUGGAUCGGAUCAUGUUUAUCAGUCUUUGCAGAAGUAAAUCCCAGGGAUCAUUACAUCAACCUGAACUGAUAAUGAUCCAUAAGGAUUAUUAAUAUCUCUGACCCUGGGUCUUUGCUAUUUAAAUAAUUAAGUGCUAUUUCCAGCCACUUACUGACAUUGAACACUACUGUGAAUGCACAUGUCUUAAGUUAUCUGACACCAGUAAUUACCCUCAGGUUGGCAUGAAUGGUAUUAUUCCAUAGCCAAUAACCAGAAAGACCACUGAUGUUUGCAACUACAGACCAGACUUCUGGUUAGAACAAAGCUUUUACAUUAUAUACCUACAUAGAUUUAUCUAGGAAAGUUGAAGCCACUGAAUGUCUUUAUAAUACACAAAAGCUAUGAACAUCUUGUAAAUGAUAUCCUUAUAAACGGUGAGUUCUGAUGUCAUCAGUUAUAAACGGUGAGUUCUGAUGUCAUUUCUGUCACAUGACUCACUGAAACUUGUGUAUUAUAAUAAAUAAAGUACCCCCAGUUGUAAAAUAUGAGGAUAUUAGAAUUUACCUCGGAGUUCCAUGACCUGUAUAAAAGCACUCAGCCUUUUUUAUAUGGUCAUGAAACUCCUCGGUAACUUAUAAUAUCCUUAUAUUUUACAAGAGGGGGUACUUUAUUCACUAUAUAAACUACAACCCAAUAGGCCCACAAAAUGGCACAAUUUGCAUUUUGGAUGUCAGUAUUAUACUAUAUUGACAAGGGAAACUAUAGUUAUACUUUAAAGGGAUAAUGACAGUCUUUAAUAUAUAUUUGUAAUCCCCACAACCUGAUAUCCUGGAGAUUGUAUGUUUCAUGCCUGGUGAAGCACUUAGACUAGUGCGUUAGGCUAUAUGUCAUGUCCUAAGAAAAUAGAUCAAACUAUUUACAACUACUGCUUCACUUUUAUAACAGGCUCACACACAUUUCUCCUAAUUUAGCUGACAGCCAAUGUUUACACUGGUAUGGCCCCCCCCUAUAUAUAAUAUAUAAUCAGGCACCCCCAGUGAUAUGGGGUCAUGUUAGUGGCAAUCACAAAGGCACAAUCAUCAACGAGAGCGAGUAACAUCAUAUAGAAGCUGUGAGUAUUGAGGACAGGAAUAUCUUAAUUCAUCACUUGCUACAGUAUUUUCUUUCUAAAGAAAAAGAGUGUUUUGUGGCCUUUUGAUAUUUUUUAGAGGCUACUAGUAUUAAGUAAAAAUGAUAAGUACGCACAAAACCCAGACGUUAUUUUUUCACAUCAGAGCUUUUGAAGCCUCUUAAUUUUUCAAACUCGUCUCUGAGCUUAAAUGCCUCUAAAAAGGUUGCCUUUUGUAAGCAGGUGUACUCACAUCUGUGUGCCAAAUGCCAUGUAUCAGAUCAUUUGUGCAAGCUCUGCUUCCGUACAGCAUGAUGAAUGCGAAUAUCCCUGUGGUUCCUCGUCACGUGCAGUUGUUCUGUGCUUCUUUUGCUGUUGAGAUAAUCAGUUAUUUGGGGGACAAAAUGGCAAUGUUAUGUUUUUCACUGAAAUGGAACUGCUGACAUCUUCGAGACAAAUAUUUCUCCAUAUAGUAUAAGAGCAUGACAUAUUAUACUGAAAUUAAAGUGCUGUACUUUAUACAAUCACAAAGUAAUGUGUACAGUGCUGGAGUAUAUAUGACCUUGUUGCUUUAACUAUACUUGCAGUAAGUAACUGCUUAUAAUUGACACAUGUGAGCAGUUAGCAUUGAAGAAUCAUCAUUAUUUGGUCUGAUUUGGGUUCAAUUAGCCAAAGGAACCUAGUGACAAAUGAAGUGUUUUAUCUGUAAUCAGUCCAGAAGGCCAUUGAUAUUAUGGCUCACAAGCCAUCAGCCAUAUUUUCUUUGCUAUUUAGCAUUGGGGAGCACUCAGUUGGCCAUUAGGCUUUCUCUACUAAAAAUCCAUUAUACAUAUAAACAGGCCAAAUAAACUUGUAGGUAAGUCACUCCAAUAUUGUACGUACCCACCAAAUGAGUUUGAUGCUUUUCUUUUGUCUUGAUUCAUGCACUGAUUUCUUUUCUGUAGCCAUGCACUGCUAUCCGAAGUAAAUGUACGCUCUGAUGUUAUUGACUGCAUGAACUGUAUGUACUUUUGAAUUUUCAAUGAACUGUUUUGUACUGUUCUUAGUGAGUGAAAUGUGGGACUUUUACAUGACGAAUGACAACUCCCAGUGAUUUUUCUACACCAGGGUCCAUAAUGCAUGCAAUCCAGCACAAACUGCCUUUUGAGUCAGUAGCAGGUAACGCCGGAUAAUUCAUUCUCUUUUUCCAAGAAUGGACCUAAGUGAAUAGCCUUGGUGUAAUAAAUUUUGAAACUGCACGAUUGGUAUUUUUAUUGCCAUAAUUUAUUGCGUUUUCAUAUGAAAAUUAAUUGUAUGAAUUUAUACAUGUUUGAGAGGCUCUAUUAAUGUGCCUUUUUUUAAAAUUGACUAUGCAUGAAUCAAUAAAGGUAUUGAAACACUGA
Xenopus laevis (African clawed frog) is the source of this 6270-nucleotide messenger RNA. RefSeq names its product glycerol-3-phosphate dehydrogenase 2 L homeolog (gene gpd2.L). The transcript has 17 exons. The record is from RefSeq and is a predicted model, not a curated record. Gene Ontology annotation, cellular component: mitochondrion; cytoplasm; mitochondrial inner membrane. Lineage: Eukaryota; Metazoa; Chordata; Amphibia; Anura; Pipidae. Gene Ontology annotation, molecular function: glycerol-3-phosphate dehydrogenase (quinone) activity; calcium ion binding. The coding region runs from base 246 to 2423 and encodes 725 amino acids. Gene Ontology annotation, biological process: glycerol-3-phosphate metabolic process; glycerol-3-phosphate shuttle.